This is a messenger RNA of Exophiala aquamarina CBS 119918, 873 nucleotides long. RefSeq lists its product as uncharacterized. The transcript has a single exon. NCBI's taxonomy places the organism in Eukaryota, Fungi, Ascomycota, Eurotiomycetes, Chaetothyriales, Herpotrichiellaceae. The record is from RefSeq and is a predicted model, not a curated record. The annotation marks the transcript as partial.
GAGGAACGCGUCGAGGAAAUGUACGUGAGGUUGAAUCGUCUGACGUUGCAAGCUGAAGAAAUCCUUGCGCAGCAACCACGAGCAACACAGAUCAACCUCACAGUAGAGAUAAGGGGCUUGUUCAAGGAAUACAAACUCAUAGGUUCAAUGAUUCGCCUGGAGAGAGGUAUUGAGAAAUUUUUCAAUGCAGGUGAUAGAAACGGGACAUUGAUCUUCAAAUCCGCUGAGAAACAGAGUUCACAGAAAUUGAAAGACUCUGCUACGUCUGGCAAUGGAGAACCGGCCCACUAUGGAAAAGCAUUCAUGCACAAUUACACCGCGGACGACGACAAGUAUGAGCAUCCCGAGCCCGCAGAAGGCGGUGUCACUCCAGCUGGGCCACAAGGUCUACACCCUUUGCGGAUCAUAGAUCCAGAUUCGACCUCAUACGUGACCACACUCCCCUGGGACCCAGUGGGAACCCUAGUGAGCUGGCCUGCAGGACUUCAAUGGCCUCAAGGGCUAUUGGGCAAAGUCAACCAGAUUUUGAGUGUUGUUGAUCACGAAUGCCGUGUCCGUCUCUUUCACCACGUAUGCAAAUAUGGACCGUCACCUGUCUUAAGGGCCGGCAUCGAAUCACAAGUCCAUACACACUACUCCUCCAUCUUCGAAAAUAGAGCACAUAACUAUCUUGGCUUGACACCGGAAACAAGAGUUUUCCUUCGCAGUAUCUUCGAGAGGAAAUCCAAAGUCAACGUUGCAGAAAGUCGACUUCUGGCCAGGGUCUGCAGAGUGGCCUACGAAACAGUCGACCUGCUUUGGGAAGACCUUCGAAUAUCCAGGAAAGCUCACAUGGCAAUGAAGGUCUUCAUUACCGCCAGGGAGAUUGAAAAG